Molecule: messenger RNA, 1109 nt
Organism: Funneliformis caledonium
Lineage: Eukaryota; Fungi; Glomeromycota; Glomeromycetes; Glomerales; Glomeraceae
Source: the annotation of a GenBank genome assembly
CCGAAAAAGAUAAAAAAGAAUCGGAUGCUAUAAGAGAAUGUCAGAAAGAAAAUGAAUUAUUAAAAGACCAAGAGAAAAAAUUCGGAGAGCGAACAAAAAACUCGGUCGAACAAUAUGGAAAAGUAAGAGCCUUACAAUCAGAAGUAAAAAUUGAGAAAGCAGAAAACAAAAAACUAAGGGAGCAAAACGCAUUACUAAAUGAAUAUAUUGGUGAACUGGGAGCCGAAGAAGAUUAUUUGAACCUUCAAUCGCGACUCGUCAGUGCGGAAAAUAUUUUAUCCAAAGCCGACAAAGAGCAAAGAACGAGAAGUAAUUCUCUUGAUUUAGCCUAUUCUCCGAUUAGUCCGGUGAUAAAAGGAGGUAGAAGUUUAGGGGAUGAAUUAGGUUCCUAUUUUUCAAAGAAAUUCCCAAGCAGCGAAAGUUCGAAUGAUUAUUCGUCAAAAUCUACUACCGAAAGCGAAAUUGAUCCCACUUUGAUUUCUCCUGUCAUUUAUUCCAAGAAAUACGAUGAUUUAAAAAAGUUUAAUGAUGACUUGUUGUUUGAAUUAGACCAUUUAGUAGCCGGUGAAGAAAGUCACGAUUUACUUCCUUUGCUCCGUUCUGUCUUAAUUAAUUGGGCGACUCAUAUCAAUAGUCUUUUGUCCGAACUACCAGAAGAUGUAGCCAAAAAGGCGGUCGAAUUGGAGUCCGAAUGUAAUAUUGAAGAACACCGAGAGUUAGUCAGUGAAAACGCAAGAUUGUGGGAGGAAAUUAGGACACGAGGUAUAAAUUCCGGUUCUACCACUCCGAAUAAUGAAACCGAAACUUCAACCGACCGAGGAGAAAAAUUGCCCUCGCCUGAGCCAAACGAAAAAGUUACCGCAGAAGCGGUGGUUGGUUCUGCCCCUCCUUCCCCACACGGAAUUUCUGUAAAAGGUGUGGUUUCAAGUAUUAACCGAAUUUUAAUCAAGGCGGACCGAAUUUGCGAAAGUAAUGCGACUGAUAUCGAAAUUGAGGAUGAUUUUGCUGUUCAAAAAGAAAAUAUUGAUGAUGAAUAUAAAGAUGUUGAGGAACAAAUUAAGGAAAAAACAGAAAAAAAAGCUGAACUGGAAAAGAAAGUUGAUGAGUGA